Microthlaspi erraticum is the source of this 7995-nucleotide messenger RNA. The record is from the annotation of a GenBank genome assembly. Lineage: Eukaryota; Viridiplantae; Streptophyta; Magnoliopsida; Brassicales; Brassicaceae.
AUGGACAAGAAAAAGAACCGUUCCGAUCCGCUCGCUGCUGGGCGCCAGAAGCUUCAACAAUUUCGUCAAAAGAAGGCUGACAAAAGCACUGAUAAUAAAAAGGACCCCAAGGCCAGUACAAGCCAAGGAAAGUCCUCUAAAAAAUCUGGUAAAUCUGAGAAGCAUGAGCGUAAACCUGACACAAGUGCUGUCAGUGACGAGGCAGAAGCUCCGUCUAAUGUGGCUGCAGGAGGAGCUACAUCUCAUGUGAAUAUUGGCGAGGAGGUUGUUGAUUCUCCACGAACUUAUGCAAAUGCAUUAGCUCAAGAGUAUGUUCCAGUCCAUGGUUCGUCAUCAGAACCUGAUACCCUUCAGCCAGAAAACACAACAUCAACUUCUGAUAGCGGAGCUGAACUGAGAAAAGAAGUAGUGGAUUCUGAAAAUGAUAUCAGCAUACCAUUAUCCACUGAAGAAGAGAAUACGAAGAGCGUUGACAGUGGAGCGGCUGGGACAGUAGAUUCUUUGACAUCUGGCCCUGCAGAUUCUGAGAAGGGAAUUACACAUGACGAUGCAUCUAUCAGUGUUGACGGAAUCAGUGCUGCUUCUGGAAACCUAGCGGAUGGUGAAGGAGUUGAAGUUGCAAGUGGGUCCGGGAAUGUGGAAAACCCGCAUCAGCCAUCCUCUCCGCAUGCAUUUAUUCCUGAUGUUUCCUUGAUUCGUGCAAGGGGAGAUCAGGUAACUGAUGUAGGGGAAAUGCAGGAAGACGAUGGUUCACACAAGGAGCAGUUUUCUGAAUCAUCUACAAUGGCAGAUGUGGAUAGGAAUGGAUCAGAAGAAAGGCCAAAAAGCUAUGCAGCCGCUGUGGUUUCAUCUGCUUCUGAUUCUCACUUUUCAGAGGGAUCCUCAGUUACAAAUGAAGAGAAACCAGAGUCAUCAUCUAUUGGUUUUCCUGAUAACAGAGAUCACGUGCUUUCAGUUGAACCUGAGGAAUUCUCUGUUGCAAAAGAUCCUGAGAGCGUCAGUAUCUCUGGAGUUUUGAGCCAUGAGAAGCCUCGUAAAAUUGACACAGAUCCAUCUGGAGAAGUUUCUGCUGCUCCUGUUCAUGAAGGCCCGUCAGUCAGCUUCUUGCAGCUUAUGGAUAUUGUACAGGGUCUUGGACAAGAUGAAUUUCAAGUGUUGUGCAACGCAAGAGAGGCUGCUUCCAGUACUGAGCCAGGAACAAGUUCACUGGAGAGAUUAAGAGAAGAACUGUUUGUUUCGAGUACAAUGGAAGAUAUACUCCAUGUGCAACUCACAGAACAAUCUCAUCUACAAAAUGAGUUUGAUCACCAACAUAACCAAUUGGUAGCUGAAAUAUCCAAGCUGCGUGCAUCAUAUAAUGCAGUGACGGAGAGGAAUGAUUCUCUUGUGGAGGAACUAUCGGAGUGCCAGUCUAAUCUCUAUGCUGCUACAAGCUCAAAUGAGAAGCUCGAAAAUCAGCUUCUCGCUACAGAAGCACGGGUGGAGGAUUUCACUGCUAAGAUGAAUGAGUUGCAGCAUAGCCUAGAAAAGUCCCUAUUGGAUCUAUCUGAGGCUAAAGAAAAUUUCAUCAAUCUUCAGGUGGAGAAUGAUACGUUGGUUGCAAAUAUUUCUUCUUGGAAUGAUGAGAAAAAGGAACUUCUUGAAGAAAAAGAAUCCAAGAACUAUGAGAUUAAGCAUCUUACCGAGGAAAGAUAUACUGUAUUGGGGGAGGCAGAGAAGUUACAGGAAGAAUUGGCAAAUUGUAAGACUUUGGUCACCUUGCAAGAGGUGGAAAAUUCAAACACAAGGGGGACGCUUUCUCUACUGACAGGCCAGCAGACUAAACUUGAAGAGGAUAACCUGCAUCUCAGAGAAGAAAAUGAGAAAGCACAUCUAGAACUGAGUGCACAUCUGAUCUCGGAGACUUAUCUAUUGUCUGAGUAUUCCAAUCUAAAGGAAGGGUAUUCUUUGCUGAAUAAUAAACUCUUGAAGUUUCAAGCGGAGAACGAACAUUUGGUUGAGGACAAUGAUAAACUUUCGUAUGAGCUUCUUACUCUUCAAGAGCGUAUGUCUACUGUACAAGAAGAGCGGACUCAUCUAGCAGUUGAGUUGGGAGAAGCAAUAGCGCGCCUUGAUAAACUGGCUGAAGAGAAUACAUCUCUGAAAAGUAGCAUCGAGGUAGAAAAAGCUAGAAUGGUAGACAUUGGUAAAGAGGAUGCUUCAGGAUUGAUCAGUCAGGAUUUAUCUGAAACAUCGAGUAGAAGUCUUGAAGUUGAGGUUACAAGUAAACAGAAUGUACCUUUCUUGGAAAAUACCUGCCAAAGUCCCGGGACACAGCAUGCAAAUUUGGAGGAGGUAAUGGACGAUUCUUCUGGGUUUUCUGCCUUAAACAAGAAUCUGGAGACGGGAGAGAAAAUGGUUCAGAACCUUGAAGAGGCAAUUAAGCAGCUGCUCAUCGAUUCUUCAUCAAGUAAGUCUAGCAAUAAAGGAGUAUCACAAUUGAUUCAGGCUUUUGAGCCAAAGCGGCAACAGGAAGAACAUGAAUCUGAAAAUGCACAGUUAACUGGUGAGCAGUCAGAAGCAUUUGUGUCUGUGAAUGUGCAUAUUAGGAAUUUGAGAGGCUUGCUUGAACAGUUAGUGUUGAAUGCUAGGAAGGCUGGUGUACAAUUCAAUCAAUUAAAUGAUGUCAGGACAGAGACAAAUCAACGGCUCGAGGAGUUUAAUGUCAAGUUUGCAUCUCACCAGGAUCACAUUAAUCUUCUGGAGGCAGAUACAAUUGAGAAUAAAAUUUCUUUUGAAGCUCUAAAGAAUUACUCCUAUGAGCUGCAACACAAAAACCACGAAUUUGAACUUCUCUGUGAAUCAUUAAAGCUGAGAAAUGAUAGCAUCGGUCUAGAAAACACGGAGCUCAACGAGAAGCUCAGUUCUUGCUUAUCGAGAAUUCAUGAGCUUGAAAUUCAGCUGGAAAGCUUACAGAGUAAUUUAAGUAGCAUGUCCUCCUCAAUGGAAGAACAGUUAGUGGCAUUGCAGGAUGAAUCUGAAAAGGCAAGGAUGCUAGAACAUGAAUUGACAUCAUCAGUGUCUGAAUUUGGUGAUGCAGUUGCCAGACUUGAUGAUUGUUUGCUCAGAUCUGGCACUGCUGAAGCUCAGGUUGGCUUAGAUAUAACCAAGCGUAUGUCUCGUUCUGUUGACAUGGCUGUAAAGGUGAUUGGCGACCUGGAGGAAAAACUAGAAGUUGCUUACGCGAAGCAUGAGUCCUCCUCAAACAAAUAUGAGGAGUUGAAUCAUAGUUUCAACGCUCAGCUUGAGAAAAAUGAAUUUGUAACGGCUACAAUGCACAAGGUCUAUGCUGAUCUGACGAAACUGAUUACUGAAUCACGCGGGUCUGUGGAGAUGGACAAUCUGAAAGUUGAAAAUCUAGUUGUCUCUGAUCCUGUUAAUGAUGGUAAUUGUGAGAAUCUGGUUGAGGCUGUGCGGCACAUUAUUUUUGAGAGGCUUGAACUUCAGUCUGCGAUUGACAAGCUACAGUUGGACUUGUCGAGUAAAACAAAUGAUAUGGAGGUACUGAUGCAACGGAGCCUUGAUCCCACUUCACUUCGAGAGUUAGUUGAGAAAGUUGAGGGUGUUCUUGAACUUGAAAAUAGUGAAAUUAGUUUUGAAUCUCCUAGUUCAUAUGUGGAGUUUCUGGUUUCCCAACUUGUUCAGAAGUUUAUAGAAGCUGAGGACUUGGCUAGUCUUUUCAGAAAACAGUCAGAGGCGAAGGAGAAUGAGCUGAUAGAGAUCCAGGAGAGUUUACUGCACCACAAAACUGAAAUGGGUGGUCUCAGGGAAAAUUUAAGCCAGGCAGAAGAGUCCCUUGUGGCUGUACGAUCUGAGUUACAAGAGAAAUCAAAUGAUUUUGAACAAUCAGAGCAGAGGUUAUUAUCUACUAGAGAGAAGCUUAGCAUAGCUGUUGCAAAAGGAAAAGGUUUGAUUGUUCAGCGUGACAAUCUUAAGCAAUCGUUGGCCGAAACCUCUGCUGAACUGCAGAGGUGCUCAGAGGAAGUGCAAUUGAAGGACACAAGGCUUCAGGAAGUAGAAGCAAAACUUAAGACGUAUACAGAGGCAGGUGAACGUGUGGAGGCAUUAGAAUCUGAGCUUUCUUACAUCCGAAACUCAGCUACUGCACUUCGAGAAUCGUUUCUUCUCAAAGACUCUCUACUUCACAGAAUUGAAGAAAUUUUGGAUGAUUUGGAUCUCCCAGAGCAUUUUCAUGCUCGGGAUAUACUCGACAAGGUGGAGUGGUUAGCAAGAUCAGCUAACGGAAACUCUUUGCGUCCCUCUGAUUGGGAUCAGAAGAGUUCUGAUGGAGGUGCGGGAUACGUUCUCUCGGAACCCUGGAGGGAGGAUGGUCAAACUGGCACAAGUACUGAGGAUGACUUAAGGAUCAAAUUCGAGGAGCUCCAGGGGAAGUUUUAUGGGUUGGCUGAACAGAAUGAAAUGCUGGAGCAGUCCUUGAUGCACAGGAAUAAUUUGGUUCAGAGAUGGGAAGCGCUCAUAGGGAAUCUUGAUAUGCCUCCGCAGCUAAAGUCCAUGGAAGUGGAAAACAAGAUUGAGUGGCUUGCAAGUACAGUAUCAGAGGCUACACAUGAAAAGGAUACUCUCCAACAGAAGAUUGAUAACCUUGAAGUCCAUUGCCAAUCACUAAGUGCUGAUUUGGAAGUCUCACAAAAGCAAGUGGGUGAUAUCGAGGCAAAUCUUCAGUCGGUUGAUAAUGAGAGAGUGAAUCUUUCUGAACAACUGGAAACUCUAAAUGGUGAUCACGAAAAUCUUUCUGCCAGGGUCAUUCACCUUGAAGCUGAGAAUGAGGAACUGCAGAAUCAAGUGAAAGAUCUGCAUGGAAAAUUGGUUGAGAAACUUGGGAAUGAAGAACAACUUGAGACUAUCGAAGGAAACCUUUUGAGUUUGAGGCACAUGAUUAAUGAUGUUAUACAGGAAGAUGGCUUGCAGGAUUUGGCUUUGGCAAGUAAUUCUGAGACCUUGGAUGGGCUUCUGAGAAAGCUGAUAGACUAUUAUAAGAAUUUGGUGAAAUCUAGUUUGCCACGUGAAAGAGAUGACAACCUCUGUGAAACUCGUCCUCUAAAUGCUGAUGUUAGAAGCGGAGAGUCAUUGGGUACACAUGAAGCAACUUCUCAUGGACACAAUCCUGAAUUGACCGAUUCUAAUAUAGUGGAAGCAACAAGCAGAGACAUCGCAGUAGUAGAGACACCUGAUGUAGCUUCCCUAACAAAAGAUCUGGAUGAGGCAUUGCAUGUUCAAAAGCUGACAAGGGAAGAAAGAGAUUUGUACUUGGAAAAGCAGCAAUCCUUGGUUGCUGAAAAUGAGGCACUUGAUAAGAAAAUAAUAGAAUUGCAGGAGUUUCUUAAGCAAGAAGAGCAGAAGUCAGCUUCUGUAAGAGAGAAGUUAAACGUAGCUGUCAGGAAAGGGAAAGCUUUGGUCCAACAAAGGGAUAGCUUGAAGCAAACUAUUGAGGAGAUGAGCGCUGAGCAUGGUCGCCUAAAAUCAGAGAUUGUCAACCGAGACGAAAUGCUCCUGGAAAAUGAAAAGAAACUUCGGGAGUUGGAAUCUUACACUAUGAGGAUAGAAGCCCUAGAGUCUGAGUGCCAAUUACUGAAAAAUCAUUUGCAAGAAACAGAAAAUAUUUUGCAGGAAAGAAGUGGUACAUUGAGCACGACACUGAAUGCGUUGAAUAGCAUUGAUAUUGGUGAUGAAGGUGAUAGAUAUGACCCAGUUCUGAAGCUUCAACGGAUCCAACAACUGUUUCAGAAUAUGAGUACAGCUGUGUCUUCUGCUGAGCAGGAGUCGAGAAAGUCUAGAAGAGCGGCUGAGUUGCUACUUGCUGAACUGAAUGAGGUUCAAGAGAGAAACGAUAGUCUGCAAGAGAAGCUAUCAAAGUUUACAUAUGAAAUUGAGCAGCUUUCUAGACAGAAGGAUGCAGCGGAGGCUGCAAAAGUUGAAGCCGUGUCACAUUGUGAAAAUUUAUCAGUGCUCAACAACGAAGAAAAGAAGAAGCUGUAUGCUCAACUGCUGUCCUUCGCAACUAGUGUGAACGCUCUGGGGAAAACACUCGCAGGUACCAACAGCUGUCUAGCUGAUAUUUUCACCGUGGAUAUGGAGUUUCUGCAUCAUUUGAAGGCAAAUAUGGAAUCAUGUGCGAAGCAAACUGGUACUAAUUUGUCUGGCUGGCCUCAAUUGAGUACAGGGAAUUUUGUAGACAAGGAAAUCUUUUCACGCUUGAGUGCUGCCUUGCCUAACGUCAACUUGCAUGAGAUUUCAAGUGGUGGAAACAUAACCGAAAUUUGUGGUUCUCUCUCACGCAACCUUGAUCAGUUUGUGGCCGUUAGUAACCAUCUCGAAGAGAAUGUAAGCAAGCACUUGGGAGCAUGGCACGAACAGGUCAACAUUGUAUCCAACAGUGUGGACACCUUUUUCAAGUCAAUAGGAACGGGAACAGAUUCAGAAGUUGCCGCUUUGGGUGAAAGAAUUGCCUUGCUUCAUGGAGCAUGUUCGAGCAUGUUGGCAGAAAUUGAAAGCCGUAAGGCUGAACUGGUUGGAAAUGACAAUUUCAAUAUAAGUCCCCAUCAAGUAGAAGGGGAUGUCUCGUCCAUGGAAUCAGUCAGGUCAAUGGUAAAUAGGCUAUCGUCAGCUGUUAGAGAGCUUGUUGUAGCAAAUGCUGAGACUGUGGAGAGAAAUGAAAAGGAGAUGAAGGUGAUCAUCGCCAAUUUACAAAGGGAGUUACACGAAAAGGACAUCCAAAAUGAUAGGAUGUGCAAUGAACUUGUGGGUCAAGUUAAGGAAGCCCAGGCUGGUGCUAAGAUCUUUGCGGAAGAUCUUCAAUCUGCAAGUGCCCGGAUGCGUGAUAUGCAAGGCCAGCUGGAAAUUUUGGUGCGGGAGCGGGAUUCUAUGAAGGAGAGAGUAAAAGAGCUGCAAGAAGGACAGGCCUCACACUCAGAAUCAGAGGAGAAGGUCACAUCGCUUAGUAAACUACUAGCUGCAAAAGACCAAGAAAUCGAGGCCUUAAUGCAAGCGCUCGAUGAGGAAGAGUCUCAGAUGGAGGAUCUGAAACAAAGGGUUACAGAAUUAGAACAGGAAGUGCAACAGAAGAACCUAGAUUUGCAGAAAGCUGAAGCUUCUCGUGGGAAGAUUUCCAAAAAGCUAUCAAUUACUGUGGAUAAGUUCGAUGAGCUUCAUCAUCUCUCUGAAAAUCUCCUUGCUGAAAUCGAGAAACUUCAACAACAAGUGCAAGAUCGGGAUACCGAGGUUUCUUUCUUAAGACAAGAAGUCACCAGGUGCACCAAUGACGCUCUUGUUGCUUCUCAAAUGGACACUAAGAGAGGCUCAGAAGAGAUCCAAACUGUAAUGUCUUGGUUCGACGCAAUAGCUUCACUACUUGGUCUAGAAGAUUCACCUUCGACUGAUGCUCACAGUAAUGUAAACCGCUACAUGGAGACACUUGAGAAAAGGAUUGCAUCGAUAGUAACUGAAACAGAAGAAUUACGGUUGGUGGGACAAAGCAAGGAUUCGUUGCUGGAAGCUGAGAGGAGUAGAGUGGCUGAGCUCAGACAGAAAGAAGCAACUCUUGAGAAAAUAUUACAUGCGAAGGAAUCCCAACCAAAUAUGUCAACAAGCUCGAAUUCAGAGAUUGUUGAAGUGGAACCUCUAAUAAACAAGCGGACGAUGAGUGGAACAUCGACCCCAUCUCAAGUCCGGAGUUUGCGCAAGGGAAACAACGAUCAAGUCGCCAUUAGUAUAGACGCAGAUCACGCUGGCUUAGACGAAGAUGAUGAUAAAGCUCAUGGAUUUAGAUCACUCACCACGUCAAGAAUCAUUCCUAGAUUCACAAGACCAGUGACAAACAUGAUCGAUGGUUUAUGGGUCUCUUGUGACAGGACGCUAAUGAGACAACCUGCCUUACGGUUAUGCAUAAUGAUUUACUGGGCGAUAUUGCAUGGUCUUUUGGCUACAUUCGUGGUCUAA